Molecule: messenger RNA, 882 nt
Organism: Rotaria sp. Silwood1
Lineage: Eukaryota; Metazoa; Rotifera; Eurotatoria; Philodinida; Philodinidae
Source: the annotation of a GenBank genome assembly
AUGGAAAAAGUUUAUCUAUAUCAUAAUCAAAUUCGACAAUUACUUAUUGAUGAUACAAAAAAUUUUUCUAAUAAUCCACUAAUGAAAAAAAUUGAUGAUUGGGAACAACAAUCAAUACUUAAAAUUCAACAAACAGCUAAUGAUAUUCGACAAGAAUUAAAACAUGUUCUUACUAAACAUACAACUGAAAUGAAUGAAUUAUUUACAGAACUAAGUCAAAAAUUAAAUAAAGCUCGUACAAAAAAUAAUUUUAUUGAAACUGAUAUAAAAUUUUGGUUAAAUAAACUUAAUGAAUUUAAAAAUGAUCUUCAAACACCUAAAACAAUUAAUAUAAUAUUAGAUGAAAAUCAUAAUACAUUUAGAAAUAAAAUAAAACUUUUACAAGUAUCACUCGAUUCAUUUCAUCGAGCUAUCGGUGAUAUUGAAACAAUAAAUAAUGGUUUUACUCUUAUUCAUGGUCCAUCAAAUGGUGAUGCAACAAUUCGUGGAAAAAAAGAAUAUUCUUCUGGUAUUCAUACAUUUCGUUUUCAAAUUGAAAAAUUAGGUAUACCUAAAUGGGUAUUUUUUGGUAUUAUAUCAAAAAAUAUUCCUUCACAAUCAAAUCUAUAUAAAACUCCAACUGUAUAUGGUUGGGCAGGUCAUCAUCAAGUUUGGCUUAAUGGUGCUCAUCAUCAUCAAUAUAAUAGUUAUGUAUGUGAAUUUAAUACAAAUCAUAUAAUUGAAUUAUUUAUUGAUUGUAAUCGAAAAAUUAUACGUUUAACAAAUGAAACAACGUCAAUAACACAUGAACUUGGUAUAUCUCCAAUUAAAUGUCCAUUUCCAUGGAAUCUUUAUAUUGGUCUUUACGGUUCAGGCGAUCAAGUUCGUCUUCUAUUUGCUUGA